Messenger RNA from Eutrema salsugineum, 1545 nucleotides. Its product is annotated as F-box/kelch-repeat protein SKIP30. Gene Ontology annotation, molecular function: protein binding. The record is from RefSeq and is a predicted model, not a curated record. Bases 293 to 1333 code for a protein of 346 amino acids. The transcript has 2 exons. Lineage: Eukaryota; Viridiplantae; Streptophyta; Magnoliopsida; Brassicales; Brassicaceae.
UCAAAAUCCGCCGAAGAAACCUCUUUCACUGAGAAAUCAUCCAAACACAAGAAUCAAUCUUCCCGUAGAACAAGAACACCACAACGCCGGAAAAUCUCCGAAUUGGUAGUGAUUGACGGAAUCGGAGGAGAAACCGAUCAGAUUCUUUAUCGGUUCGCCUAUUUGGCAGAGAUUCGUUACACACAACCUCUAGGUCUUCACGAUUUCUUCCUUUGGAAAAACGUUACUUCACAUCACCGUUUCCACACAAUCGAUCCCCAAAUCUCAGUUUACAGAUUCGCAGCAACCACAAAUGUCUGGGCUGCUCGAAGGAAUCCCAGACGCAGUUGCUAUGAGAUGCCUCGCGCACGUUCCAUUAGACCUUCAUCCGAACGUAGAGCUCGUAUCUCGUUCAUGGCGAGCAGCGAUACGCAGCGAAGAGCUUUUCAAAGUCCGUAAAGAAGUUGGAUCAUCAGAAAACCUUCUCUGCGUGUGUGCGUUUGAUCCUGAGAACAUAUGGCAAGUCUACAGUCCAAACUGCGAUCGCUGGCUAACUCUCCCUCUCCUUCCAUCAAGAAUCCGUCACCUAGCCCAUUUCGGAGCCGUAACUACCUCCGGGAAGCUCUUCGUCUUAGGUGGAGGCAGCGACGCCGUCGAUCCUCUAACCGGAGAUCACGAUGGUACCUUUGCAACGGACGAGGUCUGGUCUUACGACUUUGUGCAGAGACGGUGGAAUCCGCGAGCACCGAUGCUCGUGCCUCGUGCUAUGUUCGCUUGCUGUGUUCUCGACGGGAAGAUUGUAGUUGCUGGUGGAUUCACGACUUGCCGGAAAUCGAUAUCUGGAGCGGAGAUGUAUGAUCCCGAGAAAGACGUCUGGACUUCGAUCCCGGAUCUGCACAGGACUCAUAACUCGGCUUGCUCGGGUUUAGUGGUCAAAGGCAAAGUUCACGUUUUGCACAAAGGGUUAUCGACGGUGCAAGUUCUUGAGAGCGUUAAACUCGGUUGGGCUGUGAAAGAGUAUGGUUGGCCUCAAGGUCCAAUGGCUGUUGUUGAGGACGUGCCUUAUGUCAUGAGCCAUGGACUGGUGUUGAAGCUAGAAGAAGAUGACACGUGGAAGAUGGUUGCGUCGGCGUCAGAGUUUAAGCGGAGGAUUGGGAUGGCGAUGACGAGUUUGAGUGACGAGGUUUUGCUCGUGGGAGGAGUGAUUGGACCUGAUAGGCUCAAUUGGGACAUCAAGCCGUUGUCGGACGUCGACGUUUUGACGGUUGGGAGUGACCGUUUGGCAUGGAAGAAGGUCGCUUCGAUGACCAAGUGUCGUGGAACGGUCCUUGGCUGUACGCAGUUGACAAUCUGAUGGGAAUGUGAUCUAAGACGACGUCUUUUCCUGGUUUUCUUUGUUUUUUUGUAUGUCUUUUAUUUUUGGUCAGUGUAUGUCUUUUAUUUUUGGUCAGUGUAUGUCUUUGUUUUUCAUACUAUAAUGUUUUUGACUCUCCUUUCGAAAUCUCUUAGAGAGAGAAAAAAAUGUAGUAUACUUUAAGAAAAUAUCAUCAAAAGAUAUAUGAGUUU